Molecule: messenger RNA, 5637 nt
Organism: Salmo salar (Atlantic salmon)
Lineage: Eukaryota; Metazoa; Chordata; Actinopteri; Salmoniformes; Salmonidae
Source: RefSeq, a predicted model, not a curated record
ACAUGGGACCAACACUUUACAUGUUGUGUUUGCAUUUUUGUUCAGUAUAAAUGUACACUGAGGAUAUUCAAACACACUCUCUUUAAAAUAUUGUACUGUACAUAAAGGACAAGGAUACAGUAUAUACAUACUGAAAAAUUACGUAAAUAUUCUUGCUCACUCUUACAUACUGCCCCCACAGAAAUACAGACCAGUACAUCUGCCAAGAAAGAACAGACAACGUGAAUAGACAUACAUGUGCUAAACCAAGUACAGGGCAGGUGCACUGAAAUCCAUUCUGCACUGGAAGUCACCUACACAACUUGUGCAACCCUUGUAAGCCACUGAUACUGGACUGAACUCUCUGAUAUUUGUAUACAUGUAUUUCUAUUUAAAUGUAUUUCUAUGUUAAUGUGUCAGCACUUGUGUGUGUGUGACCCUGUGUGCUAGUGAUGCACGGUUCAGCUGUUUGUUCACCCGAACCCACCCGCAUGUGCGAAUAACCCAUCUGCAACCGUCCGACUAUUUGUAAUAAAGUGAAAAUCUGAGGCCCGACCCCAACCCGACCUCCAACCCGCCAAUAUAGAAAAUUCUCUGAACAGUUCCCGUGUAACUUUUUCUCCCCAAGUUCCCAAAAGCAUUUGGUGAAUGGUGUGUAUCUGGCGUACACAUACAGUUAGGCCGUAAAGCUUAGGCUUAUGCACUAAUGCCAGAUAAAAAUAAUGAACGAAAAACUUCAAUGUAGUCUAUAGACAUGAAUUGCACAAUAAUUAUACAUUUAUGGAUAUUUUAUGCCUUUUUUUCUCUUCAUUCAACCCGCUCGCCAACCACCCGCCCUUCACCCACACAAUAUUUCAUGACCCUAAACCCGCCCUGCGGGGUUAUGAGUCAACCCGCGCAUUACACUGUGUGCUGGGCUAUGGCAUGUGGUUAUUUAAAGGUCAGUGGUGAUGUUCUCCCUGCCCGAGGGAAGUGGAUUUAGUGUCUUUCUUCUAAACUGUUCCCAGAUAAAAAAAAAAAAUGAUCAGGUUCAGCAACAUUAUGCAUCUCUCUCUCUCUAUCUUUAAGUCCUUUCUCUUUUCCUUUCGGACGGUUUAGGAGAUCUUUGGUGAAUUUGUCACAGUUCUGACUCAGAAGUUUUGCUUCAACUUUAUAUCGUUAGAUUUCUAAAGCCUUUACCAAUACUUCUGUAUAUCUAUAUAACUCUAAUGCAAUUGUAUUCAUAAUAAAUCUUAUUUCCCUGCUUAUUCCCCUCUCUGAUAUUAAUCUACCAGCUGUCAGGGCUACUACUUUCAUCUAGGACUGUUAAAGUUGGUCUGUGGUGUAUCGACAGUGUUCACGUACAGUAUUACCAUGCUAUCUCAGAGCUCCAGCCCCACGGUGGAUCAUCAUCAUUGAAAAGCAUGGAUUUUCUGUUGCAGCGUGUCCGUGAGGACUAGGACAUCAAAGAAAGCCUACUGAGGCCCUAUGAAAUAAGAGGAGGGAGAGAGCUAUCGAUUAGUAGAGGGGGUCUGAGCCUGUCACAGCCUCGGCCAAUCGCAGCCUCCGUUAGAGGUGGCGGCUGCGUGUGAUUGGAGGAUGGCGACCAUGCCGUUCAUCAGCGAGGGAAAGUGUGUGAGCGUGGAGUGGGACUUCCUACAGGGACUACUGGCCAAACCCCCCACCCUGCCCUGUUUGCAGAACCUGCGGAAGGAGAAGUCUCGUAAUGCCGCUCGUUCCCGUCGCGGCAAGGAGAACUUUGAGUUCUUUGAGCUGGCCAAGAUGCUCCCUCUCCCCGGGGCCAUCACCAGCCAGCUGGACAAGGCCUCGGUCAUCCGCCUCACCAUCAGCUACUUGCACAUGUGCACCUUCGCCAGCCAGGGAGACCCGCCCUGGUGCCCCCUGCUGGAGGGGGAGAACCACUGCAGCAAAGUGCGACGAUCCUCCCACUCUCUGGCCACUGACAUGUUCGAACAGCACCUGGGAGCACACCUGCUACAGUCUCUGGACGGCUUUGUGUUUGUGGUAAGCUCGGAGGGACGAUUCCUCUACAUAUCAGAGACUGUUUCCAUCUACCUGGGCCUCUCACAGGUGGAGUUGAUGGGCAGCAGUGUGUUUGACUACAUCCACCCAGCGGACCAUGUGGAGAUGGCAGAGCGUCUGGGCAUCAGGCCCCACCUGAGGGCCGAGGCUGGCUGCCACGUGGCCCCCGAGAGCGCCUCCAGCUCUGCCUCCACAUCCUCCCUGGCAGGGACCCCUGAGCCUGCCCCCUCAAGCCCUCUCUCUCCAGGGAACGAACCGCCUGACCGAGGCUUCUUCAUCCGUAUGAAGUCCACCCUCACCAAGAGAGGCCUCCACGUCAAGUCCUCGGGCUACAAGGUCAGAGUGAUCCAUGUGACCGGGCGAAUCCGCUGUCGCCCUGCCAUGGUGCCAGGCUCCGCCCGCUCGGUGCGUCGGCCAAUGGGCUUGGUGGCCCUUGCGCACACGCUCCCUCCCUCCACGCUGAACGAGGUGCGCAUGGAAAGCCAAAUGUUUGUCUUCAGGGUCAACAUGGACCUGCAGGUCACCUACUGCGAGAACAGGAUCUCAGAGUACAUGGACCUGAGCCCGGCAGAGGUGGUGGGAAACACCUGCUACCACUUCAUCCACGUAGAAGACCUGGAUAACAUCAGACAGAGCCAUGAGGACUUGUUGAGGAAGGGUCAGGUGGUGACCGGGUACUACCGUUGGCUCCAGAGGAGAGGGGGUUAUCUGUGGGUCCAGUCCUGUGCCACCGUCUCCAUCAACCACAAAGCCCCCCACGAACGCAACGUCAUCUGGGUCAACUACGUCAUCAGUCGGACAGAGCUCCCAGACACUCCCCUCGAUCUGCUGCAGCUCCCAGAGAGUCUGAGGGCGGAGCGUCUGAAAGCCAGCUCCUCCCCUUCGGAACUCUCGCCACAAGCCCGGGGUCCACAGCCAAUGAAAAGCUCUGUGUGUAAAGGUGACCCUGACUCUAAACUGAGAGAGAUCUAUAAUCCCGGAGUCCAGUCAGGGGACAAGAGGAAGCGUCCACUGCGGUCUGACUCUGAAGGUGCUCUACCGGAAACGCGGCGUCGCCUGGAAGAGUUCCGCCAGAGAGAGGGGAGUGUGUCCGCCUCCUCAGACCUGGGCAGUGAGAGCGAGGGAGAGGAGAGAGCGUGGGAGCAGGGGGGAGACAGCGCGAGGGUCAAACGAGAAGAGGGGCCUUCGAAACGAGGUGGGGAGACCCCAGUGAGGGGCGAGAGGGGUGGCAGGGUGCACAACGGUCGUGCGGUAAUCCAGCACCUGAAGAGUGUAGUGUCCUCGCCUCUCUCUGGUCCCCACAACAUCAAGACUGAACAUGAGGCACUGGCUGCAGGGGGUCGCUGGACACACACACACACCUCCUCACACACACAACCCCCACCCUCACACACCCCCUGCGGCAGCCUGAACGGCGACAGUCCCCCGACCCCUAUCCCAGACUCCUCCUCCAGCAGUGAAGCCCCACCCAAAGGUAUUUUCACCCCUCCCUCCCCCGCCAUGUCUCCUCCCAUGUCCGGCUCCUCCCCUCUACCCUUUGAGGAGCGGGGAAUGUUGUCUGGAGGCCGGGGGGGCGGGCCUGACUUUGAGCUGUUGCAGAGACUGGCUGCGGGGGGUGCUGCAGGACGGGUGCUCUUCCACCCCCUGACCCUCGGCCCCCAGGGGCCACAGAGCCUGUACGCCCCCAGUACCAUCCGCUAUGCGCCCCCAGAGCUGCCCCCCUCUCACCCCGGUGCUGAGGGGCUGCGCUCCGACCACCACAAGGGACCUCCAGCCUUCUUCCCCCACCUCCAGAGGCUGGCCGGCCUGCCCUCCUUCAGUGGGUUCUCUGCCUCGGACAAUCCCUUCAACCCCUUCUGUAUGAACGGACUGAGGGGGGCCACAGGGUCCGAGGAGGACUGAAAGAGAGGAGGGGCUAGAGAGAGACAUGGGGGCAGGACAUCGGGACAUGUGGGGUUGGGAAACUGAACAAAGGACCAUUUGCACAGCUUCCAUGGGGAGUCAGAUGGUGUCCAACACAGGUGACAGGAUGGGUGACACUCAAAGUGGACUUUGACACUUGACUUUACCCCACUAGCUGUCCAAGCUUUGUCCCCCUCUCUGCUCUACCAUAUCCUCUCUCCACUGCUGUUAAAUGACUGUGCAGUGUUUCAUGUCCCUUUCUUCCACUCAGAAAAGCCAUAUUGUACAUAGAGACAGGACCAUACAUACCUUCACUACUCCAUCCUCAGUAUUAUACCAACUGUUCCUGAGCCUGUCAGACUGACUUCUGUGUGAAUGAAAAAAAGAGAAGGGAAAAAAAUGGAUGACAUUUUUUCACUUGUUUGUGUGGAACACUGAAUCAUCUCUUAAACAGAGUUAGAAAUUAUACUCUGACACAAUAGUGGAAAUAUAGAGGUCUGAGCCUAUCUCAUGGACGCCCAAAAUAAUAUUUUAACACAUCUCGGGUUUCCUUCCAUAAUGUGAACCCCGCUGAAGAGGGUUUGAAGAGGGUUUGGAACACUGAAAGCACAGAGGAGUGAGAGAGUCCCAGAUACAUUCCAUUCCACUCUGAGACUGUUCUGUCUGGGAAAGAAAGGCAUGGGAGGGGAACGUACAAUACCUCUACUGGCUGGUCACUUUGUAAUGUUUUCAGUCUUGUAAAAACUGAAAAUGGUCCUACAGAAUGAAGUGUUGUGAAAGUUAAAGACGCUGGGCUGUGCUGUGUACGAGAUGAAAGCCAUAUUCCUAUUAUAUUGUCAUGUUGUUGUCAUAGGGUGAAGUGGGAGAGGUGUAAAAACUAUUGUCUUACUAGAGGACAUACGUUGGGAAAUGCCACAGUUCAAUUCAGAAACCCUCAACAAAUGUAUUAGAAAUAAAGGGUUUGGGGAGGGGUGGAAUCUUUUUUUUUGUUUUUACAAUAUUUGUCCCGAGCACUUACUGAAAUUUGUUAUGAACACAUAGCACUUCAUCUUUUGAAUUUCCUUGUGUGUAUUAAGGAUUAAAUACAAGAGUGGUCAAGAUGAAUACCAUAAACAGACCACAAAAUGUAGGGUCAUUAAAGAAAGACCACAGGACUUUAAUACAUGGUCAUUAAACGUGUGGGCAUUCAAAUAUGACCGUGGGGAUUUAGUACAGUUGGUGGUCAAUAAAAAAUAACUAACUUUUUUCUCUCAAAGUGAAACAUCCAUAUUAGGUCAUUAGAGGUGGGGUGGAAAACAGGGGUCAAAUAUUCAUAUAUUAAAUCAUAUCAAAUAUAUACAUUUUUAUACUCAUCACCAGAAAUUCCAUCCAAAAUAUUGUGAGGUCAUAAAAGAAAGACAUCCCAAACUGAUAUUAAAGAGAGAUUAAAAUGUCCCGAUCCUAAAUCGCUAUCCUGGUCAUAAAUGAAGCGGUACUGAUGGACUGGGUUGGAUGUCGGCUGUACAAGGCAUUAUCUGUCGUACAAGGGAAUGUCUGUGCGUCGGUUCUAAUUCCACUGGCGCUACUACAAUAUGACCAGAUAAAAACACUAAGCAUCACUGUGACUCUAACCCGUUUCUGUUCAAAUAUUUGUGAAUAUACACUUCUGAUCUUCAAAUUAAAAUGAACCAAUGUAUAAAAACUAUCAUACUGAUGACGAUAAUAAAAUAUUCCAUUAGAGGAGCACAAGAAAGA